Messenger RNA from Olea europaea var. sylvestris, 1016 nucleotides. RefSeq lists its product as uncharacterized. The record is from RefSeq and is a predicted model, not a curated record. NCBI's taxonomy places the organism in Eukaryota, Viridiplantae, Streptophyta, Magnoliopsida, Lamiales, Oleaceae. Bases 25 to 585 code for a protein of 186 amino acids. The transcript is spliced from 3 exons.
UUUAAGUGGACAAAUUUGAGAGUAAUGGGUCAGGCAUUUCGUCGAGCAACUGGAAGGAUCGGCAGCUCGGGAGUUGAUACCACGCCGUCAGUGUCAUCGAAGAUCAAGAAACCCAUUGGCGAGAACCCACCGGCGGUUCCUAGUGACAAGGUUCCCAUUAAUGACGUUGAUUCUGAGGAUGCAGCUAGAGUGAAUGCAGAAAAUGUUCUUGAAGAGCGAGAUCCAGGAUAUGAUGCUAUGCUUGGUCAAAUGGUAGGUAGGAUUCAAUCAAAACCUGGAGGAAAGCUUGAGAUGGGCGAGGCCUUUUUGGUGGAGAAGUACAAAAGGCCUUUGCCUAAACUAAGGAAUACGACACUAGAUUCUAGCAGAUACGAGGAAUUACCUGCUCCUCCCGGAACCCUAAAUGUUGCACAAAUACGCCAAAUCAUCCUGCUGCACCAAGGCAAGGCUGAUGAUCAUGAUGGUCCUAUGAAUAUUCCUCAAAUUGCUGAGAGGUUUCAUGUCGAUGCUGCCCAAGUUCAAAGGAUCAUCCAGUUCACAGCACUUCCUCCAGAGAACAGCAGUAAAAGAAAAGAUAACCAAUGACCAUAGUAUUCAUAUUUGAGCUUUGCUUUACAAAUGAACCUCUUGCUCAAGGGAAAUAUCUUCUAGAAAUUUUCGGAUUAUACUAUGCUGGUGAUUGCAUUGUUUUAGUAGGAAAUCGUGAUAUAUAACAUUGUAGUCCUAGAUAUUUUCUACUUCUUUAUAAGCUAAUCCCAUUACGGAGGAGGAUUAGAGAAUACUAUUGAGCAUCAAGAAUCAAAGAAAUUACCUGCAACAAAGGGGGAAAUGAGCCAGGAGCCGUCAUUGAUAAAUCUAUAUGUUUUUGGCAUAGGGAGAAAUGAGCAAAGUAGCUGGUUAGAGGAGAGGAGAUUUUUGAUAUUCAGGGAACAAAAAUUUUUAUUGCGUAUUUUUUUUUUCGAUAUCCCAUAUUUGAUUGUAUUGGACGCUUUAUUAGACAAAUAUUAUUUUUUUCU